Messenger RNA from Nicotiana tabacum (common tobacco), 1191 nucleotides. RefSeq lists its product as uncharacterized. Lineage: Eukaryota; Viridiplantae; Streptophyta; Magnoliopsida; Solanales; Solanaceae. The record is from RefSeq and is a predicted model, not a curated record.
AAAAUUCAUUAAAUAUAUAUAAAUAUAUAGUUGUGAGCACAAUACUUAAAGCAACUAUAUAUUGAUUCAGUGGCAAGUUAAAUUUUAUAUCCUGGCUCCGCCUGCCUAUAUUAUCUUAUAAGUGACAUGAUUAUGUAAAUAUUUUUAUCUCCAUCAAUGCAUAAAACUUAAUCCCAUGUGCAUUUAUGUAAAGAUUAAAGUUAUAUGUACACUGUCAAUGCAUAUAUAGAACUUAAAAACUAUAUAUACCUAUAUAUAUUGCUUGCUAGCACAUAAACCAAUUGAGUAGAAAGGUGAAACUUAUAAGUCCUCCUCCAUUAAUAUUAUCAGAAGGGAGGAAAAACACACACACACACACACAAAGAGAGAAACAAGUAGUGUAAAAAGAAAAGAAAUGGAAUGGAGGAAGUGUUAUUUGGAUGUAAUAUUAGUUCCAUUAGGGUUUAUGAUAUGUAUGGGAUAUCAUAUUUGGUUAUGGCAUAAGGUUAAGACACAACCUUUUCAAACUAUUAUUGGAACCAAUGCUAAUGGCAGACGUUUAUGGGUUUCUGCCAUUAUGAAGGACAAUGACAAGAAAAACAUAUUGGCAGUUCAAACAUUCAGAAACACAAUAAUGGGAUCAACUCUAAUGGCAACAACAUCAAUCCUUCUUUGCUCUGGCCUAGCUGCAGUAAUAAGCAGCACGUACAGUGUCAAAAAACCCUUAAACGACGCCGUUUAUGGCGGUCACGGAGAAUUUAUGGUGGCACUAAAAUAUGUGACACUUUUGCUAAUUUUCCUCUUCUCAUUCAUUUGUUAUUCCAUCUCAAUUAGGUUCAUAAACCAAGUGAAUUUCCUAAUCAAUUGUCCAGAAGAUAUUUUUGGAAUAGUGAGCAUUGAAUACAUCUCUGAAUUACUUGAAAAGAGUUUCAUUUUGAACACAGUGGGGAAUAGGUUGUUCUAUGCAGCAUUAACACUUGUACUUUGGAUAUUUGGACCUGUUUUGGUUUUCUUGUGUUCUAUUAGUUUGGUCACUGUGCUUUACAAUCUUGAUAUUGUGAUUUCUCAAGAUGAAAAGGGCAAAAUGGUACAUCAUCAUCAUGAAAAUGGUAUUAAUGGUGCUUCUGAUUUUGUUGUAUCUGUCUAAUUGAAAUGGGAUACUUGAUUAUGGACUAUUAUCAAUAAGAAUGUUGUUUAUUAAAUUUUUAUGUA